AUGAGGAAAGGUCCACGUCGCAGCACACCCGUUCGACGUCGACAUUGCUUGCAUCUCCUCGGAGUAGGCCGGCCCUCUCCUAAGUACGCCACGGCCUUCACAAGAAUGGCAGCUUUCGCCGCGCUAGGCAUUUCUUCCUGGCUUCAGCGCGCCUGCAAAACUUUGGGCAUCCUCACGCCCACCCCCGUGCAACGUGCCUGCAUCCCCGCCAUUCUUUCGGGACGCGAUGUAGUCGGCGCUGCCGAAACGGGCACAGGCAAGACUGCUGCUUUCGUGCUACCAAUACUGGACGCGGUGGGUCGUGACCCGUACGGAAUUGCGGCCAUAAUCCUCACGCCAACCCGCGAGCUUGCGUUCCAGAUAGCGCAGCAUGUGAGCGCAUUGGGCGCGCCGAUAGGCAUCAGGGAAUAUACGCUUGUGGGGGGAGUGCACGAGCUCGCACAGGCGGCUGCACUGGAGAAGAGGCCGCAUGUAGUAGUGGCGACGCCGGGGAGACUUGCCUUGAUGAUUCGACGUGGAGUGGUGGAUCUGGCACGUGUGAGGUUUUUAGUCUUGGACGAGGCGGAUAGAUUAUUAGACCCAAGCUAUGUGGACGAUUUGAAAGCUGUGGUGGGAGAAUGCGACUCGGAGAAGAGGCAGACGCUCAUGUUUUCCGCGACAAUGACGGCAUCCCUGAGGGAGUUGCAGGAGGUGGCGAUGGGAGCGAACGCGAUGCGGUUUGACGCGCGUGAGAACCGUUACGCAACAGUGGAGGGGCUGAUGCAAACAUACUUGUUUGUGCCGCAGCAUCUGAAGGAGUGCUACCUUGUUUACUUGCUGAAAGAAAGGUUUGAGAAGGAGAGUGUCAUCGUGUUUGUGAGCAGGUGCGAGACUGCAGAGCUGAUUGUGGCUAUGCUAAAUUUGCUGGGGAUGAAAAAAGUGGCUGCGUUGCACUCGGAUAUGAAACAGACGCGGAGGAUCGAGGCGCUGCAGAAAUUCAAGGGACAGAGUGUGCGAGCGUUGGUGGCGACGGACCUCGCGUCGAGGGGGCUAGAUAUUCCGGCAUGCGAGGUUGUGGUGAAUUACGACGUACCGAGACAAGCGGCGACAUACGUGCAUCGCGUGGGGAGAACGGCCCGCGCUGGGAAGGAGGGGAUUGCCGUGAGCUUUGUGACACAGUCAGAUGUGGAAUUGGUGCAUGCCAUUGAGGCGAGGACUGAGAAGAAAUUAGAGAAAAUAGAGGACGUCAAGGAGGAGUUGGUCAUGAAGGAGUUAUCUAAUACGUUAAAGGCUAGGCAAAUUGUGAAGAUGAACUUGGAUGAGAGUGGGUUCUUGGAGCAAGGGGACGCUAAACGGGAAGGUGCUAGGAAGAGAGCGAAGAGACGGAAAAAGGAAAGGAGCAAGACUUCUAAGUAG
Molecule: messenger RNA, 1395 nt
Organism: Chondrus crispus (carragheen)
Lineage: Eukaryota; Rhodophyta; Florideophyceae; Gigartinales; Gigartinaceae
Product: DEAD (Asp-Glu-Ala-Asp) box polypeptide
Exons: 1
Coding region: 1-1395 (464 amino acids)
Molecular function (GO): RNA helicase activity; nucleic acid binding; ATP binding
Source: RefSeq, a predicted model, not a curated record